This is a messenger RNA of Rhinichthys klamathensis goyatoka, 4498 nucleotides long. It is a transcript of the gene rapgef1b, whose product is annotated as Rap guanine nucleotide exchange factor (GEF) 1b. Gene Ontology annotation, biological process: Ras protein signal transduction; positive regulation of GTPase activity. The record is from RefSeq and is a predicted model, not a curated record. NCBI's taxonomy places the organism in Eukaryota, Metazoa, Chordata, Actinopteri, Cypriniformes, Leuciscidae. Bases 242 to 3802 code for a protein of 1186 amino acids. Gene Ontology annotation, molecular function: guanyl-nucleotide exchange factor activity. Gene Ontology annotation, cellular component: plasma membrane. The transcript has 27 exons.
UACACACACACACACACACACACACACAUCAGCAGUAGAUUUCACUGUCUGUCUGCCGCCAGCGCGUGCAUGUGAACGGAUUGUAGCCCGCUUUCUCCGGGGAUCUAUAUAGCCACAUUGACCCAGUACAUCAAAAUGUGUGGCUGAAGAAUAUAACUCGGGAUUACUGUGGCCUAAAUUCCCCAUUUUGUCCUCCUGUGACUGUCCAAACUGAGGAUUUGCUCCGGCCAGCGCAGCGAUCAUGUCGGGGAAAAUAGAAGGCAAGCACGAAUCCCAGAAGUCUCACCUCUCCUCUUUCACGAUGAAAUUGAUGAAAUUUCAUUCCCCGAAGAUUAAAAGAACUCCAUCUAAGAAAAGCAAACAACUCCAGCCAGAGCCUGCAGUGAAGACUCCAGAGAAACCCGUCAACAAGAAGGUGAGUCGACUGGAGGAACAGGAGAAGGAGGUGGUGAGCGCUCUGCGUUACUUCAAGACGAUUGUGGACAAGAUGAGCGUCGAUACAAAAGUUCUCCAGAUGCUUCCUGGUUCAGCUAGUAAAGUUUUGGAGGCCAUAUUGCCUCUGAUGCAGGUAGAGGCUCGGAUACAGCACAGCUCGGCAAUGUCCUCCUGUCAUAACCGCGUCUAUCAGAGUUUGGCGAAUCUCAUUCGUUGGUCCGACCAGGUGAUGCUGGAGGGCAUCGACCUCGACGACAAGGACACCGUGGCAACCGUCACCACGGUGAUCAAAGGCGUGCUGGAUGGUGUGAAGGAGCUGGUGAAACUCACAAUAGAGAAACAUGAGCAACCGUCCCCGACGUCCCCCAACAAACCAGCGCUUCCUGUGACCAAAGCUGAGAGUGUGUGUGAAAAUCCUCUAACUGAGCGAGAGAAGGCGAUCCUGAGUAAGACCACGCCCAUCGUCACGCCCACUGACAGCUUGACUGACAUGUCCGAGGAAGAGGCUCCGCCCAAACCUCCUUUACCGGGACUCAAACUGGCAGAGCACAGGAACAGGAUGCAGUUGUGCUCCGAUCCUGUUGCCGGGCAGCGGAGGGCCACGGCGAUGGAAACCCCGCCCGCUCUGCCUCCCAAGAAGCGACAGUCGGCCUCCUCCCCCACGCGUGUUGCCGUGGUAGCGCCGAUGAGUCGAGGAUCAUGUGGUCUCAACCUGCCUCCUGGAGCCCUGAGACAGCAGCAGGAGUUUGAUGUGGAUCUCCUCCAGAGGCGUUUCUCCGGCGGGAGCCAGUCGUACGGUGGGGAUUCGCCCCGUCUCUCUCCCUGUAACAGUAUGGGAAAGCUCAGCAAGUCCGACGAGCAGCUCUCUUCACUGGAGCGAGACAGUGGACAGUGCUCUCGCAACACUAGCUGUGAAACACUAGAGGGAUACGAUCCUGAUUACGACUUCCUACAUCAGGAUCUGUCCGUCUCCGACCCGUUACCGUUUCCCACCGGCACUGGCAGCAGUCUGAGCCCUCUCCCAGAAUGCCACGGGGAGUCUCAGUCAUUAAGCCCCGCCCAGGCCCCGCCCACCCACCCGCGUUUCAGUGCUCCCGUCACCAAUCAGGCUUCCCUGGAGUACUGGACUCCGCCCCUCGCACCUGGACAGACCAAUAGGGUGCAUCCACCCGCCCUCCCCCAGAAGAAGCGACGAUCCGCACCCAUCUUAUCGGCGUACCCUCUUUACGAGCGCCUCCCAUCGCACUACGAUAACCUAUCAGAAGAGGAGCAGCCCACGCCACCGUUCCCGCUGGUGACGCCAGCGUCUCCCCUUCCUCAGGUCAACGGCGGAGACGAACUCUCACAGUACACAGACGCCGACAGCCCGCCGCCGCUACCAGAGAAGAAGGGCAAACAGAUUCUGCAGUACAUGCAGUUUGUGGAGGAUUAUUCGGAACCGCAGCCGUCCGUCUUCUACCAGACGCCUCAGAGCGAGAGUAUUUACGAGCAGCGGAGGAACAAGCGCUUUCAGGAGGUUUACGGCUUCAACGACUCCUACAGCAGCUCAGACUCUGUGCAUGAACCCGUCCCACCGCCAGCGCUGCCACCCAAACAGAGACAACUGGCCUCCUAUACCUCUCCUUCUUCAUCCUCCUCUUCCUCUUUUUCAAUUCUCCCUCCUCCUGCUGGGCUUCUGGAGGAGGCGGAGCCUGCUCUUGGUCUCAGCCUAUCAGUGUCUAACUCCUUCCUCAGUGGCCACGCCUCUUUGACCACGCCUGUGUCGCAGAGUUCUGACCCGAUUGGCUUGACCAAUGCCGGCAGAGCUCUAGAUGGUGGGGCUGGUGUCUCUAACGGGUCCUUGACCAGCUCUCUGGUCUCUCUGGCCGUCUGUCUUCCUUCUGAGUCUUCUCUUUCUGACUCGCUUCUUACCUCCGCGAGUGAAAGUGUUGAUGAAGGUGGCGAGGGAGAGUAUGUGAACCUGUACUCGUCCACACAGGCUAACGGAGACAACACACACCGCACUGACACGUCUUCAUGUGAUGAUGGGCUUCAAGACCACACCCCUCACAUACCCACGUCCAAUAGCAAGGAAGCAUUGUCUAAGGACAGGCCGAAAGAACCCAGUCAUGGUCAGAUAGAUGAUGUUGAUGAAUUAUCCCUCAUUGAUCAUAAUGACAUUAUGGACCGCAUCACGCUCAAAGCAGAGAAUGAUGAUGGUCCUGAUGUGAGAGCCGGUUCUGGUGAUAUACUGUUGGUUCACGCUACAGAAACAGACCGCAAAGAUUUGGUGUUGUACUGUGAGGCUUUUCUCACCACCUACAGAACCUUCAUAACACCCGAAGACCUCAUUAAAAAACUUCACUACAGAUACACACGCUUCUGUCACAGUCCAGACACCUUCAAGAAGCGUGUCAGUAAAAACACGUUCUUCGUGCUGGUGAGAGUCGUGGACGAACUCUGUCUGGUGGAGUUGACCGAGGACAUCCUGCGGCAGUUGAUGGAUCUGGUGUUUCGGCUGGUCUGUAACGGGGAACUGAGUCUGGCGAGGGUCCUGCGAAAGAACAUCCUAGAUAAAGUGGAGCAGAAGAGGCUCCUGAGGCACGUGCACACGCUCAAGCCUCUCGCCGCGCGGGGCGUCUCUGCCAGGCCCGGCACGCUGCACGAUUUCCGCAGUCAUGAGAUCGCCGAUCAGCUGACGUUGCUGGACGCAGAACUUUUCUACAAGAUCGAGAUUCCUGAGGUGCUGCUUUGGGCAAAGGAACAGAACGAAGAGAAAAGUCCAAAUCUGACCCAGUUUACAGAGCACUUUAACAACAUGAGCUACUGGGUGCGCUCUAUAAUCAUCCAGCAAGAGAAAGCUCAGGACAGAGAGAAACUGCUGCUCAAAUUCAUCAAAAUCAUGAAGCACUUGCGGAAACUGAAUAACUUCAACUCUUAUUUGGCGAUUCUCUCGGCGCUGGACUCUGCACCAAUCAGACGCCUGGAAUGGCAGAAGCAGACGUCUGAGGGCUUGGAGGAGUACUGCACUUUGAUUGACAGCUCGUCAUCUUUCCGAGCGUACAGAGCAGCUCUAGCCGAAGUGGAGCCGCCAUGUAUUCCCUACCUGGGUUUGAUCCUACAGGACCUGACGUUUGUUCACCUCGGAAACCCGGAUUUUAUUGAGGGUAAAGUGAAUUUCUCCAAGCGCUGGCAGCAGUUCAACAUUCUGGACAGCAUGAGACGCUUCCAGCAAGUACACUACGAGCUGAAACGUAACGACGACAUCGUCUCGUUCUUCAACGACUUCAGCGAUCACCUGGCGGAGGAGGCGUUAUGGGAACUCUCGCUCAAGAUCAAACCACGAAACAUCUCGCGGCGCCGGACAGAGCGCGAGGAGAAGACCUAGAGCCUCAGAGACGAUAUACGGUGAGACCUGAACCUCCUGCAGAACCUUGGGAACCCACGCUACAGUUCUGGGCUGAACCGAGACACGCAAGCUACAAUUUGCACCGAUAAAACAUUGGCAGACAUUGGCAGUAUUUUCCCCGAUUGUUGACUUAAAAAAAUUCCCCUCACGAGGGGAAUCCUAAUAUACAAUAUACAAAUAUACAGAUACGCACGCUCAAGAGGACCCGAACGCUGUGAUAUAAAGCAACUUUUUUAUGUUUAUGUGUACAGAAAGACGCACUCUAAGAGGGCUUGGUUCAUUUGAUAUUAAUACACUGUGCCUGAUGGAGUGAGUUCAUGUUUGCUUGUCCCAUUCGGACGUAACGUUUGGCCUUCCAAAGGUCAGUCACCUGAUGAUGCGCCCACUGGGUCGACCUGCAGUCACCGUUCAGACCAUAUGAUUGGGAAACGGGCAGACGUGUGCAAUCUUAUAACCGUAUAUAAGGAAUAUUCUCUGAUCUGUUCAAAUUAAUGUUUUGACAGACACGGCGGGUAAUGUAUAAGUGGAAUAUAUUAAUUUGAAAAUUAAAGAACGAACUGGACGUUUGGACUCAUUUUUCACGUCAUCUUGCUAUAUUGUUUUGUGUGUGACCAUGUGCAAGUUUAUUAUAACUGUUUACCCCGUCACAGCCCAUCGAGUCCCACGGGAACGUGU